CUUUUAAAAUACAAAACGUCUAGUCUACUCUCACAGUCGAUUUUGUAAUGUUGUCGCAACUAUUAUUAUUAUUCACUGCGGUCCUGCUCUGCUGUGGCAACUGCGCCUUUGCCACCACAGUCGACUGGUGGGAGUCUGCUACACUCUAUCAGAUAUACCCGCGAUCGUUUAUGGACAGUGAUGGCGACGGAGUGGGCGAUUUGAAUGGCAUUACGUCACGUCUGGAAUAUCUCAAAGAAAUCGGUGUAACUGCAACUUGGCUUUCACCAAUCUUCGAGUCACCGAUGGCAGAUAUGGGUUAUGAUGUAUCUAAUUUUACUAAUAUCGAUUCACUGUUUGGCACAAUAGAGGAUUUUGAUGCAAUGAUUGCAAAGGCGCAUAAACUAGGACUGAAGAUUAUUUUAGACUUUGUGCCCAAUCACUCGAGUGAUGAGUGCGAGUGGUUCCAGAAAUCCAUACGUCGUGAAGAUGGUUACGAUGAUUUCUAUAUGUGGGAGGAUGGCAAAAUUGAUUCGCAAACUGGCGAACGUGUCCCACCUAGCAACUGGGUGAGCGUCUUCAGUGGUUCGAUGUGGACGUGGAACGAGCAACGUCAGCAAAAUUACCUGCAUCAAUUUUUGGCAAAACAACCGGAUCUCAACUUCAGCAAUCCAAUGGUGCGUGAGCAUAUGCAGGCAGUGUUGCAGUUUUGGAUUGAUCGUGGUGUGGAUGGCUUUCGUAUUGAUGCAGUGCCACAUAUUGGUGAGAAACAGUACGCGAAUGGCACAUAUCCCGACGAACCGACGAGUGGCUGGAGCGAUGAUCCCAAUAGCUAUAAUUAUCAUGAUCACAUCUACUCAAGAGAUCAACCGCUGACACUUGAGGUUGUCUACGAGUGGCGCAAGUUCUUUGAUGAAUACAAGAAUCAGAAUGGUGGCGAUACUAUAGCUUUGAUAGCUGAGGCCUACACCUCGGUUGACGUUUUGAGCGACUACAUUAAUAAUGGCACACACGCAGGCACACAAAUACCAAUGAACUUCAAUUUAAUGUCGCUGGAUUCCCAUUCGACGGCUAGAAAUGUUGAGCAGCUUACCACGGUAUGGAUGGAUACAAUAUGGGAAAGACAUCACAGCGCUAACUGGGUGCUGGGCAACCACGACAACGAUCGCCUGGCUACACGUAUGAGUCAACGAAAGGUGUAUCUGAUGACUAUGCUGGUGCACGCAUUACCAGGCACAUCAGUGACUUACUAUGGUGAAGAAAUUGGCAUGUCCAAUGUAGACACUGAAUGUACUGAAGUUUCUUGCGAAGAUCGUGAUCCUGAGCGCACGCCCAUGCAGUGGACCAACUCAGCGCACACCGGCUUCACUACUGGUCCAACUACAUGGCUGCCGGUAUCUUCCGAUUAUGAGGUAAUUAACGUAGCAACGGAACGCGGUGUCGCACGCAGCACUUUGCAGAUCUUCAAAGGAAUGACGAAGUUGAAGCAAACUCCAGCUUUCAAAGCGUUCAAGGAUGAUAAUGGUUUCUCGUUUGGUGCCGUGUCGGAGCAAGUAUUUCAAGUUGUAAGAACCGCCGUCAAACGUGAAGAAUAUCGAAUACUCGUAAAUAUGGGCAAUAGCAUAGAAUAUAUGUAUGGCUUGGCAAACCAAACGAUGGAGUAUGUGCUGCUCAGUCCGUACUCUCCACACAGCUAUGGCGAAAAAGUUGAUUUGAGUCAGCGCAUAUAUUUGAUGCCAUUUGAAGCGGUUGUUCUCUACUCGUCGGCUGAAAGCAGCUGAUAUGUUCCAGUGCUGGAGAUGCAGAGAAUUGUAGUACUUAAAUUUUUAUUUUCUACAUAGCAAUUAACCCACAUUUGUACGUAUAUUUAUUUGUAUAGUAUUGGGCAAUAAAGUUUGCAUCGGUAUCUUUA
Molecule: messenger RNA, 1891 nt
Organism: Anastrepha ludens (Mexican fruit fly)
Lineage: Eukaryota; Metazoa; Arthropoda; Insecta; Diptera; Tephritidae
Product: maltase A2-like
Exons: 6
Coding region: 48-1760 (570 amino acids)
Biological process (GO): carbohydrate metabolic process
Source: RefSeq, a predicted model, not a curated record